Molecule: messenger RNA, 2137 nt
Organism: Anolis carolinensis (green anole)
Lineage: Eukaryota; Metazoa; Chordata; Lepidosauria; Squamata; Anolidae
Product: mediator of RNA polymerase II transcription subunit 20-like
Exons: 2
Coding region: 54-713 (219 amino acids)
Biological process (GO): regulation of transcription by RNA polymerase II
Cellular component (GO): mediator complex
Molecular function (GO): transcription coactivator activity
Source: RefSeq, a predicted model, not a curated record
AACCGUUCCGCCUGGGUUCACGCCUUACCCGCAGAGGAGACAGCCGAGGAAACAUGGGUGUCACCUGUGUGUCUCAGAUGCCCAUAGCCGAAGGGAAGAGUGUCCAGCAAACGGUUGAAAUCUUAACAAGAAAACUAGAACUACUUGGAGCAGAAAAACAAGGAACAUUCUAUGUAGACUGUAAAACAUACCAUACUGCAGCAGCCACAAUGGGCAAUCAAGUAUUUUUCAGCACUCACCAAGGACAGACUGCCAAGCUGAUGUACGUGAUGCACAAUUCUGAAUAUCCCCUCAGCUGUUUCUCUCUCUUUGAAAAUGGCCCCUGCCUCAAAUCAGAUGCCAACUGUGACGUCCUUAUGGUGAAACUGAAAGGCUUCUUUCAAAAUACCAAAGGGAACAAGAUAGAGAGCCAGGGCACCCGGUACCAGUACUGUGAUUUCUUGGUGAAGGUUGGCACUGUUACCAUAGGACCCAGCGUUCUAGGAAUAUCUGUGGAGGCGGAAUAUUGUCCCUGUGUGGUGGCCAAUGACUGCUGGAACCUUCUAAUGGAGUUCAUGCAAAGUUUCAUGGGAAGUCAUGCCCCGGGGAUUCCUUCUGUGUUUGGCAAUAAGCAUGACAGCAUCUACAGCCCAGGUGACAUGAUGGUACAGUAUAUGGAACUCUUCAACAAGAUUCGCAAGCAGCAGCAGGUGCCAACUGCAGGAAUCAGAUGAGGAACCUUUAUAAGGCCUUUCUUCAUGUGAGCAAUCAUAUUGUUGACUAAUCAGUCUACUGAGUAGCAGUUCCAUUCUGGCACUCCAGGUUGCAUUAGUUUCUCAUUUUUAAAAUGCAAUUGGUCUCCUUUGGAGGUAGAAUUAAUACCACGUCAUCUCUGGUUCUCAAGGCCUGUGAUAAUGCCAUGGGUGGUCUGCUGUCUUAAGUGUUUCGCCUUAGAUUCUUCAAGCAACACUUCUGCAACAGAGUAGAAAUUGAAGAAAAAUGAUCAUGCUGAAAAGAAUAGGUUGGAAAUUUGUGCAGAUGGCAGAUUAGGCUUUGGAUUUGCUCAGUUGUCUAUGAGUGAAUGUGAGAUUUCUGGCUAAUAAUAUGAAAAUAUUUUAAUGUACCUUUUAUUUUCAUAUGAUGCAUUUUGUAUGUGAUACUAUUAAAAUAUAUCCUCAAAUCGGGGAAAUGUUAUGUUUUAUUUUAGAAAAGUACUGUAGUACCAUAUAUGUUGGUAAAGCAAACAGAUAGCAACAGGGUUCUGUUAUCAGAGUUUAAGUUCCUGGCCUUUCACUAUCUUCAUGAAGCUUGUUGAGAGGAUUAUCAUGUUUGAGUUUUAGGAUAAUAUCAUUGGACCUUGGAAGUUUAAAUCCUUUCCCUUUAGUCUAAUGUUGUAAUUCUGUCUGAUGGAACGGAGUAGAAAGUCUCUCACCAUGAAAACUUAUUCAAAACAAAGACUUUGAUCAAAUUACAACAUCAGCAUUUUUAUAAGAUGAGGCCUCAAAGUACAAAUACAUGGAACUUUCCAAAUUCUUAAAGAUAUUAAAUUUAUCAUUGAGAAAUCUCUUACUAGGCAUUGAAUAUUUGCCUCUCUGUUUGUGUAUGGUGGAAUCCGCCCUGAGUCCCCUCAGGGAGAUAGGGUGGAAUACAAAUAAAGUGUUACUAAUACCCUCACCAACAGCCAGUUAAGAUUUACUGUAAUUGAUUAUCCAGUGUGCAGAAUGGUGGAGUGAGUUGUCUUCUUGUUGUUUUUUGCAUUGGGCAGAAAAACAGCCUGAAUCAGACCUCAGUAUGAUACUUACUAUCUGUUCUCCAGGCAGAUUUAUUCUAGAAUCAUAGACUCAUAGAAUCAUAGAAUAGUAGAGUUGGAAGAGACUCAUUGGCCAUCCAGUCCAACCCCCUGCCAAGAAGCAGGAAAUCGCAUUCAAAGCACCCCGACAGAUGGCCAUCCAGCCUCUGUUUAAAAGCCUCCAAAGAAGGAGCCUCCACCACAGUCCAGGGGAAAGAGUUCCACUGCCGAACAGCUCUCAGAGUUAGGAAGUUCUUCCUGAUGUUCAGAUGGAAUCUCCUUAUUCUGUAACAUAAUGGGUUUUCACUGCCUGGUGGAAGAAGCUGCAAAGAUACCACUUAAUUUUCAGUAAGACAAAGAGGGCUAAGG